AUGACUUCUCGACUCGCAACUCUCGUUUGGCUUGUGGGACUCUUGCCUUUGUUCGCCAGCGCAGACCGCGCUUCAGUCGAAGAUUUGGCGCAGCGCUACUCUUUGACGACCAGCACAACUCUGCCCUUUCCCACCGCCACGCAGGCGAACGCAGACACCCAGAAUCUACUCGUUCAGCAAUGGUCACUUGGGAAAGGCCGUAUACAAGACGGGGCUGACAGACUAGAGUUCGUGGCCGAUCCGUUUCCUCGCAACAGCGUCCCAGGAUCCACACAAAAUGCGACUGGGCCAGUUCUUCAGGCAACAUAUCCCGCUGGCAGCUUCUCUCAUGAAUCAGGCGGCGCUCAGUUCUACAACCUGUGGAACAACACAAAUGGAAACCCGUUCCAGUCCAUGAUCGUAUCGUACGAGUUGGCCUUUCCCCAAGAUUUCGACUGGGUGAAAGGGGGGAAGCUGCCUGGGCUGAGGGGCGGCCUGAAUUCGACGGGGUGUAGUGGUGGCAACGAGCCCGACGGGCGGGAUUGCCUGAGUGCACGGUUAAUGUGGAGAAGGAAUGGAAACGGCGAAGCCUACCUUUACAUACCGAAACCCAACGGCCUCUGUGACGAACGAAGUAUCUCUUGCAACGAUGACUUCGGUAUCAGCGUUUCUCGAGGAUCCUUUGUAUUGACACCCGCGCAAUGGUAUCGCAUCACUAUGCUGGUUCAAGUCAACAACCCCCCAAACGUUGCCAACGGUAACCUCCGUAUAUAUUUCAACGACGAAGAAGUCAUACGCCAACAAGACCUCCAGUUCCGUGCUGUGGACUCGCUCACCGUGAACGGAUUCUUCUUCUCCACUUUCUUCGGCGGAGGUGACAAUAGCUGGGCAACCCCUCAGACCACGCACACUUACUACCGCAACAUCCGGAUGUGGGGUGGAUCCCAGCCCUCAAACCUCACAGGCCAAACCGUGAAUGCCGCAUAUCACCCAGCUGCGUCCACAGCAGUAAUCAGCUGUGUGGGCGUGUUCUUGCUCUUCGUAAAUACCCUCGUAUAG
Messenger RNA from Pleurotus ostreatus (oyster mushroom), 1038 nucleotides. RefSeq lists its product as uncharacterized. Bases 1 to 1038 code for a protein of 345 amino acids. The record is from RefSeq and is a predicted model, not a curated record. The transcript has 6 exons. NCBI's taxonomy places the organism in Eukaryota, Fungi, Basidiomycota, Agaricomycetes, Agaricales, Pleurotaceae.